GUGUGCGAGGGGAAAAGGGAUUGUCGCAUGUGUUGCAUCUAUCAGCCACUUCAUUGAAUCCAUAAAAAGUCCGUGUAAUCAUUCACUGACUAUCAUUUGAAGCCAGGAUUCCUACGACACGAGAACUGCCUGAUUCCUUCAUCACCAGGACUACGUAUGUAUGCCUGAACUAGUAUUGCUUUCAACUUCUCGGUAUUAUAUUUAUAGCGAUGUUAAUAUUUUCGUUGUAUCAUAAUGCAACUAAAGUUGCCUUGCUGUUUAAUAUCUCAUUUGGUUCAUUUGAGGUCUGUAUAACUGUUGAUCAUGGCAAUGUUGUUCUACGCGCUUUUGCUGUGGCUCGGCUCUCGGUCUGUAGAUGCAAGAAUUGAUUUUGUCGGCUCUAUUCAACCCCUAACCUACACUAGUUGGGGCUCCUGGGGCCAUGAAGACUGGUGCACGGAAGGUUCCUACGCCUACGGUUUUACUCAGUCUCAAGGUUGAAGGAAAUCGGGGCAAGGGAGAUGACACAGCACUCAAUGGAAUCAAGCUGCAUUGCAGAACCUACUGUGGGUCACAUUCCAAUAGCGUCACAUCCAGCGUUGCUCCAUGGGGAAACUGGCGAUCGACAAAGAAUUGCCCUGCUCAUUAUUUUCUGAAAGGAGCUUCGGUCAGAUCUGAGCCCUCACGAGGGAAGGUAGAUGACACAGCAGUGAAUAACUAUAAUUUUCUCUGCGAACAUUCGGGAUUCAUAAGGCAAACUUACCCCCUAGACGGGGAUGGCAUGCCCUGGGGUUCAUGGACUGGCCGAAAAGACUGCCCCACUGGUUCGUACAUUUGUGGUCUCAAAACUCAAGUGGAGCCAGCGCUAGGAAGUCACAAAGAUGAUACUGCUCUUAAUGACGCCGUGUUCUACUGCUGCAGAUUGAUAAAAACGAGCUGCUCUGGUCGGCGCUAAAAUCACCAGAAAGAUUAGUUUAUCCMAGAACACAGGACAAACCAGACAAAACUAAAUGAACCUAUUUAGAUCAGGCAUUAAAUUUACCAAAUGAAUAAAAACCUAAAUAAAAGAAGAUGGUCAAUUUUUAACAAUAAAUAGUGAAAAUAUGUGACGUAAAUUAAAGGGAAAGUUAAAAAUUGUAAGAAAACACACUUGUCCAACUAAAUAAAUACCAGAUGCAGUCUA
Molecule: messenger RNA, 1162 nt
Organism: Actinia tenebrosa (Australian red waratah sea anemone)
Lineage: Eukaryota; Metazoa; Cnidaria; Anthozoa; Actiniaria; Actiniidae
Product: vitelline membrane outer layer protein 1-like
Source: RefSeq, a predicted model, not a curated record